Messenger RNA from Rhagoletis zephyria (snowberry fruit fly), 3060 nucleotides. Its product is annotated as protein Cep78 homolog. Gene Ontology annotation, biological process: cilium organization. Gene Ontology annotation, cellular component: ciliary basal body; centrosome. Gene Ontology annotation, molecular function: protein binding. The record is from RefSeq and is a predicted model, not a curated record. NCBI's taxonomy places the organism in Eukaryota, Metazoa, Arthropoda, Insecta, Diptera, Tephritidae.
UUUUCUAUCAAUCAAGCCAACAAUUUCAAAAUUAUUUCGAUUUUUUUAAUUCUACCUUUUUUCAUUUAUAAAAACUGUCAACUUGUUACCUCCCUCCCCUCCUGCUAAUAACCGUUCGUCGCACGAAACUCACUUGUAAGCAAAAAUCACCAUAAAAAUUCGUAACCCCGGACUAAACAACAAAAAAAAAAAUAAAACGACAACCUUAUCCAAUAGCUAAACGAAACACAACAACAGCAAGCAACAUUAAUAAGUAAAACUAGAACAAUGCAAAAGAAUUUGGAAUUGCGUGAUGUGUGCAGUUUGACAUCAACGAAGAAAUUCAAUCGCUGUCGUUCCUUUCAUUUCCGGUAUUUAGAGCUCUGUCGUGCGAAGAAUCUAACUCCCUUGUCAGAUAUUCGUACCAAAAAUAAUGCAACAUCCAUGUUAGAUUUUUUCGGCGAAAAAUUAGGGGUUACUGAUUGGUUACUAAUUAUUGAAGCUCUUUACUAUGAUCAAGUACUGCAAACUCUUAGCAUUCGAUUGCGCAAAACCUUGGGAAUGGUGUUGGAGCAUUUGGAUACCGAAAAGAAAGCACGGCUUUUCAAACAGAAGCCGGUGGUUUGUACAAAGUUCGUUUUUUCCGGUAUCGUGGAGGCGGUCUCAAAUUGUAUUGAGUUCAAUAAGAAUUUAAGGAUUCUAAAUCUAGAAGGCUUGCCACUAAAUGAUAAAUAUGUGGAAUCCAUUGCUAAGGCACUGUCUUCAAAUGAAAGCCUUAAGGAAAUAAGUUUUCAGCGUUCGAAUAUUUAUGACAAAGGAUGCGAGGCUAUAUGCAAUACAAUUAAGUAUUUGGAAAAUGUUGAGAAAUUAAAUUUAUCAGAAUGUGAGUUAUCAACAAAAGGAGCUGAACACGUAGCCGCUAUGAUUAAGAUACAAAAGAUAAGUCGCUAUACGGAGGGCUGGAAAAAAUCGUUACGCUAUCGGGAUGUUGAUCCGGAUUCCAUACCUGGAUUGCGUUCGAUCGCGUUGGCGCGUAAUCCGCAGAUCGGCGAUGAUGGUGUAAAAGCAAUUGUUGAAAUAUUAAAGGAGGAUGUAUGGGUAAAAGUGAUCGAUAUGGAGAAUUGUGGUCUGACUGACCGUGCAGCAAACAUGAUCUUGGAUUGUCUUGAAGUCAACAACUACAUAAUUGAUUUCAAUGUACGUGGAAAUGCAGGUAUAAGUAAGUUUCUGCAACGUAGCAUACGUGAACAGCUCGGAAAGGAGGAUGAGGACCAAAAGAUGCUCGAAGGUCAAAUGCAGCACAGUGCCGGUGGUCAUGGACCAAAUGCACAGCCAAAAAAGAAUCGCGUCACCCUGACACAACUCAAGGAACAGCUUAAAACGUUAGAAGAGCAGUUGGCAUUCGAACGCGUGCUACGGAAAAAGGCAGAACAGUUAAAUGAAAAACUCAAUCAACAAAUAAUUGCAUACGAAAAUCAAAUGGAGAAUGAAGCAAAUGCUCGUAUACCAGAAGGAUAUGUAGUUGUGAAGAAUGAAUCUUUACAAUCCAUCAUUAAAGAGCGCAAUGACUUCCAGAAGUUUGCCAGUAGCGUGUGUCGCAACAAUUCGCCGCGCAACAACAACAGUCGAUCCAAACAAAUUAAUUCAUUGCCAUUGCAACAUUCGCAAAUGUCCAUGCGGGAAUGUGCAAGAACUAGUGUGUCGACAGCCAGUGGUAUCUCUUCUGGCCUGAAUAACGUAACACGUGAACGCGAGACAAAUGCAAAAAUGCACCAGGCUAUGCCAUCGCCAACCUUAACCGUGAAGGAGGUUCCGCGAAAGCCGCUUAAAGUUCGCAAGGUGAAAAGUGAAAUGAAAUAUGUGGAACCAUCACCGAAAGAUUCCUCCAAGAAGAAGGAAUCUAAAUCGGAUCAUGAGUUCGCCAAUGAGACUGACUUUCAACUCACCACGGUACAAUUCGAGACAAAUAUCGGUGAUUCGGCUGCCAACAACAUGUCGCCUAUGAUGUUACCCAUGCCAGGCGGUUCUUCACCAUUGCCAACACAACUAACAGCUCGCAUUGACAAGAAGCCGAUAAAUAAUGUUGGUGGUUGCACUCUUCCUAACAGCAGCCGCAAUAGUUUUGGGAAUAAAAUCGAAAUGGACGAUUUGUCUAUAUCGACAUCGCGCAGUCAAACAAGUGAUGGCUGUUCCAGCGACUCCGAUACGUUGCGCAAUAGCUUGGCAGAUUAUCAGCCCUUGAAGGUAUUCAUACGACGCAACAAGUCGUUGGCAACUCAACAGCAAACGCAGCAGAAAGGACAGGGUGAGGGGGUGACAAUGGGCCUUAAGUCACCCCGGUCGCUUUUUCUGGGAUUGUGUGAUUAUUAAGGACACAUGUGUGUUGAAAGGAAGGAAGCAGGAAAGCCCAGAAAAUUGUGUCGAAGUUGAUUUACUUUUAUUAGUUGAAUUUAGUAUUUUUUCAUUUAAAACUAUCGGCAAUGAGCAUAUAUAGGCCUCUCUCACACAUUCUUCCUAGUUUUAGUUAGGAAGUAGAGAGUUAUGUAUAUCAAAUGUUAUAGAAUUACACUAUAAAAUUCUCUGUAGCGUCCGAAAUAUAUUUUCGUAUACUUUUUCCUGCUCAAAGCAGUUCUUUUGUAAUCCUCUUUUCCACUUCUAUGCAUACAUGUAUGUAUAUAUUUUGUAUAAAAUUAUGUUUAAAUAAAUAGUCAUUCAUAAAAAGUCCAAAGCAAAUUAUUUCGAUGAUGUAAUGCAUGUUUAUUCAUCGAUACUGAGUUUAUAAGAAAAAAACCCCUUAGGAUUAUCAAGGUAUUCAAAGAAGAAAAAUGUCCACUUCUUUCUGAAGCCCGAAGUAGAAAUAAAAAUAAACACCAAGGAAAAUGUAAGUUUUCCUGCUUGAUUCAAAUCGUAUCCACAAGCUUAAAUGAUUGUAAGCAAAGCGUCAGCAAUUACAUUAGAUGAAGAUAGCUGACACCUGGCUAAACUUCUACUAUAUAUUGCUAAGAGUAUCCAAGUGAACUAAAUUCAUGAGCUAAAUAGCUAACUGCAAUUCAACACGCUACUGUAAUACUCACCUAUGUA